Molecule: messenger RNA, 1398 nt
Organism: Carica papaya (papaya)
Lineage: Eukaryota; Viridiplantae; Streptophyta; Magnoliopsida; Brassicales; Caricaceae
Product: IQ domain-containing protein IQM5-like
Source: RefSeq, a predicted model, not a curated record
AUGAAGGCGAUGGUUACACUAAGAUCCAUGGAGUUGAAGUCCAAAGAUGGUGAGAAAAUGUUGAAGAAAACCAGCCUUAUGAAAAGAGAACUGGAUGGUGUCGACGACUGUGAUCUCGGGCUAUAUAAUGCUUCUAUAAGGCAAGAAUCUGCAAGCUUCAAGCGAAGGAAAUCUGAAAUGCUAAUGUGUCAACCAACUGUUUCAUCAAUUAAGUUAACAAUUAAUGGAAAUAACUUUGUCGCAGAGGGAAAAGUUGAUGGAAGCAUUUAUUCCCCACAACCCAUAAAUGUUUCUUGUCCAAGGUCACUUGGUGAACUUGAUGCAGCUGCAACCAAGCUCCAGAAAUUUUACAAGAGUUAUCGAACUCGAAGGAACCUUGCUGAUUGUGCUGUUGUUCUUGAGGAGCUGUGGUGGAAGGCACUGGACUUUGCUGCACUUAGGCACAGUUCGUUGACAUUCUUCGAUGCUGAUAAAUCGGAAACUGCAGUUUCCCGGUGGGCACGAGCAGGAACUAGGGCUGCUAAGGUAGGGAAGGGUUUGUUGAAGGAUAAAAUGGCCCAGAAGUUGGCUCUAAGGCACUGGCUUGAAGCUAUUGAUCCCCGCCAUCGUUAUGGUCACAAUCUGCAUUUGUAUUAUCGAGUCUGGUUUGGCAGUGAGAGUUCUCAACCUUUCUUCUACUGGUUGGAUGUUGGAGAUGGCAAAGAAGUAAAUCUUGAGAAGUGCCAACGGAGCAAUCUACAGCGCGAGUGCAUCAAGUAUCUUGGACCAAAAGAGAGGGAGACAUACGAAGUGAAUGUGGAGAAUGGGAAACUUGUUUACAAGCAAAGUAGGGAUUUGGUGGACAGCAGUGAGGGAUCAAAGUGGAUAUUUGUGUUGAGUACAUCAAGGAAAUUGUACGUUGGAGAAAAGAAAAAGGGCGAGUUUCAGCAUUCAAGUUUCCUAGCUGGGGGUGCUACCAUUUCAUCUGGGAGAUUAGUUGCUCAUAGUGGGGUCCUUAAGGCCAUAUGGCCUAACAGUGGUCAUUACCGCCCAACACAGGAGAAUUUCAUGGAAUUAUGCAGAUUCUUAGAAGAGAAAGAUGUAGAGUUAACAAAUGUUUUGAAAACACCCAUUGAUGAUGAUAUUCCUCCUGUAGAAAUGAAUAAGGAGGUAAAAUCAGGACGUGAAUCUGCUAAAAUGGUUAACACCCCAGAGGAUGGCAGGAGUAGAAGGAAAUGGUGUAGUGGGGCAGGUGCCAGGAUCAAUUGUGUGAGAGAGUACCCAGAAGAGCUGCAGUUUAAGGCUCUUGAACAGGUCAAUCUCUCACCAAGGUCUGGUCCAAUUCCUUUUCCAAGACCUAAUCAACAAAUCCUCUCCCCAAGAAUUGCAUCUAUGGGGAUGCAUGCUAAUUAUGCCUAA